AUGUACAGAAACAUCCCCCUCCUCCGAUCCGCUCUUCCCUCCCUCCGACCCACCCUCCGAGCUACCGCCGUCUCAGCUAUCAAACCUCAAAACGUGGUUUUCCAAUAUAGAAGUUAUGCUGCCGCUGCUGGACUGAGUAAAGACGAUAUCACUUCGAGGGUGUUGGACGUAUUGAAGAGUUUCGAAAAAGUUGAUUCUACCAAGCUCACACCAGGAGCUUCAUUCACCUCUGAUCUCGGACUCGACUCCCUCGAUGCCGUAGAGGUAGUCAUGGCCAUCGAAGAAGAAUUCGCCAUUGAGAUUCCCGAUGCUGAAGCCGAUGAAAUCACCACUGUUCAAAAAGCUAUCGAUUACGUAUCUCACUCUCCAGAAGGUUAG
Molecule: messenger RNA, 378 nt
Organism: Kwoniella mangroviensis CBS 8507
Lineage: Eukaryota; Fungi; Basidiomycota; Tremellomycetes; Tremellales; Cryptococcaceae
Product: acyl carrier protein
Exons: 4
Coding region: 1-378 (125 amino acids)
Biological process (GO): fatty acid biosynthetic process
Cellular component (GO): mitochondrion
Molecular function (GO): acyl carrier activity; acyl binding
Source: RefSeq, a predicted model, not a curated record